Messenger RNA from Rotaria sordida, 2268 nucleotides. The record is from the annotation of a GenBank genome assembly. Lineage: Eukaryota; Metazoa; Rotifera; Eurotatoria; Philodinida; Philodinidae.
AUGCAUUUAUUUUUUAUACUAUUUCUUACUCGAAUAGUCUGGAUUAAUGGUCAAUCUGGUAAUUUUCCUGAUUGUAAAUCAGGUCCAUUAUCAUCUUUUCCUAUCUGUAAUCAAUCAUUACCAUCUCGACAACGAGCUCUCGAUUUAAUAAGUCGUAUGACUCUAGUAGAAAAAAUUUCUCACAUGAUUACGACAUCUGAUGCAAUAUCUCGUCUUGGUCUACCAAAAUAUGAAUGGUGGUCAGAAGCUCUUCAUGGUCUUGCUUAUUCUCCAGGUGUAUUUUUCGGUGGUGAUUUACCUGCUGCUACUUCAUUUCCUAUGCCAAUUAAUCUUGGUGCAACAUUUAAUAUGCGUCUUGUACAUCAUAUAGCAAGUAUAAUUUCAACUGAAGCACGUGCUUUUAAUAAUGAAGAUCAAGCUGGUCUUACUUUCUUUACACCAAAUAUCAAUAUCUUUCGAGAUCCACGUUGGGGACGUGGACAAGAAACACCUGGUGAAGAUCCAUUUCUAACAUCUCAAUAUGUAUAUGCAUUUAUACAAGGUUUACAACGUGGUGAUGAUGAAAGAUAUUUAAAAAUAGCUGGUAAUUGUAAACAUUUUGAUGCUUAUGAUUUAGAAAAUUGGAAUGGAACAAGUCGACAUUAUUUUAAUGCUAAAGUAACUGAUCAAGAUUUAGUUGAAACAUAUUUACCAUCAUUUAAAACUUGUAUUCAAGAUGCACAAGUAGCUAGUAUUAUGUGUAGUUAUAAUUCAAUUAAUGGAAUACCAGCUUGUGCUCAUCAAUUUCUAUUAGAAACUAUUGCAAGAGAAUCUUUUCAUUUAAAUGGAUUUGUUGUAGGUGAUUGUGGAGCUAUUGCAAAUAUUUUAUAUACACAUCAUUAUAGAUUGACAGUUGAAGAUACAGUAGCUGUUGCUUUACAUGCUGGUACAGAUCUUGACUGUGGUAUUUUUUAUUUAUUACAUUUACAUGAUGCAUUGAAUAGUAAAAAAAUUGUUGAAACUGAUAUUGAUCAAGCAUUAAUGCGUACAUUUGAUAUUCUUAUUCGACUUGGUUGGUUUGAUCCACCAGAACAACAAAUUUAUCGACAUUUGAAUAAGAAUAAUGUUAAUACAUUAGAAGCAAGACAAUUAUCACUUAUAAGUGCUCAAGAAAGUAUUGUUUUAUUAAAGAAUAUGAAUAAUGCAUUACCGUUACAUAUCGAUCAAUUAAUGAAUAAGAAAAUAGCAUUAAUUGGACCAACAGCAGAUGCAACAGUAACAAUGCAAGGAAUUUAUCAUGGACGAGCUCCAUUUCUUAUUGAUCCUAUAACAGGAUUUAAAAACUUAACAACAGGAAAAUUAAUUAAUAUCGAAUAUGCUCGUGGUUGUGGAAUAUCAAGUUAUGAUGAGAAAGACUUUGCUGCUGCAAUAGAAUUAGCUCGAUCAUCUGAUAUUGUCUUUUUCUUUGGUGGAAUUGAUCAUACAAUUGAAGAUGAAGGAGUUGAUCGUAAAUCAAUUACAUUACCAGACAUUCAACUUACUUUAAUACAACAACUUGAAAAAGUAACUCGUUCACCACUUCACAUAGUUAUUAUGUCUGGUAGUGGAAUUGAUUUAUCGUAUAUUAGAGAUUCAAUACAAUGUAGUAGUCUUACCUGGAUCGGUUAUCCAGGACAAUCGGGUGGACUUGCAUUAGCUACUGUUAUCUUUGGGCAAUAUAAUCCAGCUGGUCGUUUACCAAUCACAUUUUAUCCAGCAUCGUAUGUUAAUGAAGUAAGUAUGUUUGAUAUGCAAAUGCGACCAUCUCCAGUUAAUCCUGGUCGAACAUAUAAAUUUUAUACUGGUAAAGCUAUAUAUGAAUUUGGAUAUGGUUUAUCUUAUACUACAUUUAAUUAUACAUGGAAUAAUAAUACAAUCUUUUCUUUUUAUUCUAUUCAAUCUUUGAUAAAAAAUAAUUCUAAGACAAAUCGUACACUUAUUUCUUUAAUUCGUAUUAAUGUCACAAAUACUGGAAAUAUGGCAGGUGAUGAUGUUGUUUUAGCUUAUGUUACACCACCUAAUAUAAUCGAUGGUGAAAUUGUUCCUUUUAAACAAUUAUUUGGUUUUGAACGUAUUCAUUUGGCAAUAAAUGAAACAAAAGAAGUAUUCUUUCCUUUUACUAUUGAAGCAGCUUUGACCAUAGCACGAGAUGCAUCUAAAUGGCUUCAUCCUGGUUUGUAUCAUAUCACUAUUGGACAACAACGAAUGUUUUCAAUUGAACUAGAAGGGCAAUCGACUCAAUGGGCUUGA